Protopolystoma xenopodis is the source of this 645-nucleotide messenger RNA. Lineage: Eukaryota; Metazoa; Platyhelminthes; Monogenea; Polystomatidea; Polystomatidae. The record is from the annotation of a GenBank genome assembly.
AUUAAAAAGGUUGCACUGACUGCAACAAAUGUUGAUGGAACUCCUGGAGCAGUUUUGACUAAAAUCACUUCCGAUAAUCCUCCCACAUGCAAUUUAAAGUUUACAAUUAUUGCUACGAUAGCUACAAAGGAGAGAAUCAUGACCACGGCCAAACCGGAUGAUACUAUCUAUGAUUUCCCGAGUAGUACUAAUAUUCAACUUAAAGCAGUUGCCCUCACGGCGAUACUCAAAAGUGACCCAAGCGAUAUUGUUAGUGUAAAUAUUCCACCUUACAAGCAGGGAAAACCCCCACCAGAUGUGAAAAGUUUAGAGUUAACUGGUACAUCACCCAAAUCAAUAACUGCCCUCUGGACAGCACCGGACAUUGUGGACAUAGUAGGAUAUCUCAUUUCAACGACGCUAGUUAAAGACUCUCAACCAUAUCCCCAAUAUAUUGCAACCGAAAUUGGAUCCGGUUCCUUUGAAAUACCUGAUCUGACUGAAUGCUCGUGGUGUUCAAGUUAUGACAGCAAUUUUGUAUCAUACAAAGUAGACGACGCGUACAUGGUUUGGUUGACUGAUGUCCGCUAUGCUGGUGCUGAUAAUAGACAACCCCAACAUCUCACACUUGUUGAUGCAGCCUCUUUUCCGAACAAUACAGAUUAG